UUGCAGGCUUCGGACCCCGUGGAGGAGCCAACGAAUUUGGGAAAAACAGUGAUGCCAACCGAAAGUGAGGUUGAAAUUGAAAGUGAAGAAGUUCGUAGAAAGAUGUCAGCCUAUAAAAUGGCACAUGACAUAGAAAACCAGUUGGAUAACUUGUCUAAAACUGUCCCCUUGGCGGUGUAUCUAUAGAGUUCCUGAGCGACUACGGCAAGUGAAUGAGAAAGCAUAUACACCUCAAAUAGUCUCUAUAGGCCCAUUUCACCAUGGCAACGGACCCUUAAAAGCCAUGGAAGAGCACAAACUAAGGUACCUGAAACAUUUUCUAAGUAAAACCGGGGUAAGAUUGUCUGAUUGUAUACAAUGGAUACAGGAGCAAGAGGAAAGGUUGCGAGGUUUUUAUGCAGAACCCAUUGUGUUUGACAAGGAUGAAUUUGUAAGAAUUGUUUCAGUGGAUGCCGCCUUCGUCAUUGAUUUAUUAUUGAGGUUUCAUUACUCAAAUUAUGGAGAGGAAGGUGAUUACAUAUUCAGAAACCCUACGAUGAAAGAGGAUGUGGUUCGAGAUUUGAAGUUGCUUGAAAACCAGCUGCCAUUCUUCAUUCUUCAAGAUCUUUUCACAUUUUUUCCUUCUUCACCUGAGCAUCCUUCGUUACUUAAAAUUUCCUACUUUGUCUUCCAAAGUGAAAUCGAUAGCAAGGGAGAAAAAGAGAAAUUUGACGAGAUAGUUUCUUCUGGAGUAGAAGAGAGAAGUUCUUCUGGAGUAGAAGUAAAACAUUUUGUUGAUCUGAUAAGAAUUCUAUACCUACAAAAGAAACCCGAAACUACAGACACACCCAAAACCACUUUGUGCGACCGGAUGCCAGUGCGCUUAUCUCACUCAAUCUUUCUGACGUCUGGGUAUACACCCAUCACCACAGACAACCCCAACACCACAGCCACUCCCAAGUUGACAGAGCUACACCAGGCUGGAGUCAAGUUUAAGGUAGGAAAAGACAGCAGCUUAAUUGACAUAAAGUUUUGGGUCAACAUUAUUAAUAAUGGUUGUAUAUCUUCAACUAAAUUAAAAUGGCUCGAUGAACGGGUGCUUUAAUGCCUAUAAAUACCUAUUGUAGCAUAAUGUUUCACACAAAUUUCAGAAAUUUAUUUUUACAGUACUUGCUCUC
Messenger RNA from Malus domestica (apple), 1157 nucleotides. The record is from RefSeq and is a predicted model, not a curated record. Lineage: Eukaryota; Viridiplantae; Streptophyta; Magnoliopsida; Rosales; Rosaceae.